UUUGGGAUGUACGAGCUGCUCCGGAGCCCCUGAAGGCAGCACGUUCAGCGCAGCGGCUCAGGUUGCCUUCACUCACUUCCGUGUCCGCAGCGAGGCUCGCGGAAGGAGAGUGGCACAGCGUGAACCUGAACUCCAGACCUGAACCCUGACCCUGAACUCCACGUCCGGGCUCCUGAACCGACUCUGCUGCUCUGCUGCUGCUCCGCGUCGCAGGCGUGACCUUUGACCUCCAUCAUGGCGUACACCUCCAUCACGACGGCCGGCGGCGUCGUGGUCGUCACGCAGGUCUUCCCUCAGGGUGACGAGGAGAAAGUGCCGAUCCUGGACCCCUCGGCGGCCCCCCUGCUGGCCCCCUCCGGCCCCGCCCGCCCGACCCCGCCCACCGCUCCGGCCAAGCCGCCCAACAUGACGGCCACCUUCCUGAAGGGGGAGCCGCAGGCGCUCGGGAUCGUGCAGAUCUUCGUGGGUCUCAUGUGUGUGUUGUUCAGUCUGACGGCGCUCGUGUCUCAUCAUCAGAUGGUCCACGCUCCGCUCGCCGCUGGCCUCGCCUUCGUCGUGUCCGGCUCUGUGGCCGUGGCGGCGAGGAGGGGAACUGCUGUGGGCCUGAUCUGGGCGACGCUGACGUGCAGCGUGGUGAGCACGCUGCUCGCCGUGGCGGCUGCCGCCUACCUCUGCACUCUGAUGGCGACGCGCGCCGGCCAAGAGGAGCUCUGCGGAGACGUGAUGUCCAAAAGCAGGAUGAGGCGGGACUGUGACAGCAUGCAGUGGCGUCUGAACCGAGUCAUGGACGGACUCCGCGGCCUCAUCCUGGCUCUGCUCGCCCUGCAGAUCUGUGUCGCCGUCUCCCUCUCGGUUUUCUCCUCUAGAGCCCUGAGCCGCCGUGGAAGCUCCGCCCCCGACACGGUGGCGGUGGAGAGCUGCGACGCUCCUGCAGUCAGCCCCACCACCGCGCUGUUGGCCAGCGUUGCCGAGGAAACGGCCUGUGAACCGCCUCCGUACUACCCCUGAGGCUGGACCACCAUACUACAGAGUACCACAGAGUACUACACAAUACUAAAGAAUACUACAAAGUACUACAAAAUACUAUAGAAUAUUACAAAGUACCACAAAAUAUUACACAUUAUUACAAAGUAGUACAAAGUGAUGACUUUCUGAGCACUUCCUCUUUCUCUGUGUGUGUGUGUGUGUGUGUGUGUGUGUGUGUGUGGGUGGGUGGGUGGGUGGGUGUGUGUGUG
Messenger RNA from Myripristis murdjan (pinecone soldierfish), 1235 nucleotides. RefSeq names its product membrane-spanning 4-domains subfamily A member 4A. Gene Ontology annotation, cellular component: membrane. The transcript is spliced from 7 exons. The record is from RefSeq and is a predicted model, not a curated record. Lineage: Eukaryota; Metazoa; Chordata; Actinopteri; Holocentriformes; Holocentridae. Bases 235 to 1008 code for a protein of 257 amino acids.